AUGGAGCCAAUGCAGCAAUCUAGAAAAUUGGAUAGAUACAAAAAAAGGAUAAGUUUUGCUCAGGCUUUUGUAAAUAUUUCUAACAAGAACUGCGCAUUUGUGGAUGAAAAUUAUGAAGUUACAGUAAUAUUCGAUAUGGAGCAGCGGAUGACCUUAAGACUGGUGGAUUCUAAUUCUCAACAGGAAGUAAUUCUUACCUUAGUUUAUGCCAAGUGCGAUGCUAUUCAGAGGAUUAAAAUGUGGGACACAUUAUAUGCUUUGGCUUCUGAUAUGGAUGAGGAGGAAAAUUUUGGAGGCCUACCAGUACACCUCAAUGAGAUUGAUAAUUUUAGGCAUUGUGUAACAACAUGUAACUUGCAUGAUAUUGGUUUUAAAGGUAGUAUCUUCACUUGGUGGAAUGGAAGGACUGAAGAAGAUUGCAUUUUUAAGAGGUUGGAUAGAGUAUUAGCAAAUAUGGAGUUUCAACAAAUGUUCUCAGAACAUGCCACCUUUCAAGAUGUUGUGAAGGAAAACGGGACGAUAGACUUUAGUAGUAAUCCAUUCAUAAUCUUCAAUCACAACUUGAAGAAGUUGAAGCGAGCAUUAUCAGUAUGGAGCAGGGCUACAUAUGGGGAUAUUUUCCAAAAGAUUGCUAGCUUGGAAGAGGUGGUACUUGUUCAUGAAGCACAGUUUGAAAUCAAUCCAACAAAGCUUAAUAGAGAAAGUCUUAACAAAGUUCAGGCUGAACUUAUCAGAGUUUUGUCUCUCGAGGAAAAGUUUUGGAAGCAAAAGUCUUGCAUGUCAUGGUUUAAGGAUGGAGAUCGCAACACUAAACUCUUUCAUGCAAAAGUGAAUGGUAGGAGAAGAAGAUUGCAAUUAAAUAGGAUUCAGAAUAGUGAAGGUAACUAG
This is a messenger RNA of Nicotiana tabacum (common tobacco), 888 nucleotides long. The record is from RefSeq and is a predicted model, not a curated record. NCBI's taxonomy places the organism in Eukaryota, Viridiplantae, Streptophyta, Magnoliopsida, Solanales, Solanaceae.